AUGCUGCCAAACGAUGCCGUCCACACCGGGCACAGGCUCGUGGAGUUUACACAGGGAGAGGAGGAAGAGGGGAGCAGCGCAGUGAAAUGCGUUUUUAAGAAGGUUUCGGGCGGUGAAGAGCGGUUUCUGGAGGUGGAGACCCCGCUGCUGCUGGGGGCAGACGGCAUUCACUCGGAGGCACGGAAGCAUCUGCUGAGCGGGGCAGCAGGCGAGGGAGUGAGUGCGCGAGACAACGGUAGAACCAUCGGGAGGGCCAUCAUCGACAGCAGCCUCUGCCUGCACCCUGUACGUGCCCCUCUGCCCGCAUCCUGUACGUGCCCCUCUGCUCGCACCCUGUACGUGCCCCUCCUCCCCCACCCUGUAAAUACAAUACUCGGUGUCAACCGCACUGCAACCGCCGCCGACUGUGGAGCAGGCAAACUCUUCUGGGCAUGUACACUCAUUGAUUCCGCCGAUCCGACGGUCAGCAGCGUACGAUCCAAGGGGGGGGAGGAGGUGCGGGAGAAGAUUCUUCGGGCGUUUGAGGGGUGGGAUGUGGUGCAGCAGGUGGUCAAGGCCACUCCCCCCGACCUCAUCCUUGAACGCCGCGUGCUCGACCUCCCGCCCCUGCCCUUCUGGGUCAAAGGGAGGACGGCUCUCCUCGGAGGUACGGUUGUCCUGGGAGGUAUGCCACUCCUGGGAGGUAUGGCACUCCUGGAAGGUACUGUACUCCUGGGAGGUACGGCACCCCUGGAAGAUGCGGCGCACGCAGUGACGCCAGGGCUGGGGCAGGGCGCCAAUCUGGCGUUUGAGGAUGCGGCUCAGCUGGUGGAGUGCCUUCGGGGGAAGACCCAUGUCAGGUGGGUGCUGCAUUUCUCAGGAAGGGUGCUGCAUUUGUGA
Closterium sp. Naga37s-1 is the source of this 879-nucleotide messenger RNA. NCBI's taxonomy places the organism in Eukaryota, Viridiplantae, Streptophyta, Zygnematophyceae, Desmidiales, Closteriaceae. The record is from the annotation of a GenBank genome assembly.